AUUCCCACCCCUGACAGUUGAUCCUGAAGGAAUCACAAAAUCAGCUGAUCCUGACAAUGUGACCUGUCACCUCCUGUCAUCUCUGGUCAGGUCUCUCUGAACCUGGCGAUUGAAAAUUCCCAGCAAUCAUAACCUGCCAGCAACUGACAGGUGAUAAAAUGCCACCAGAUUUUUCGUAGGUGUUCAUGAUGCAGGCGAGUGACAUAUUGACAGCGAUUUUCGGGGAAGGGGUCGUCACCGAGAACUCUUCCAGGCCUUCGGAGAGUCUCCGGGUGGCUUAUGAGUUCAUGAAAUCCGCCCUUACCAUACCAGAUGAUCCCUCUGAAGACCCCCGCCCUGGCCGAUUGGGCCCCAAACCCGUAUGCUUCGAUGUUUCCACUCAUCAUGGACUUGUCAUUGUCACACCAGAUCGUUUAAGUGUCAACUCCCAGAGUAAUUUCAGCACUCUUCGUGCCAAUACUGGUUUAUAUUCCGGCAAAUGGAUGUACGAGCUGCAGCUCGGUUCCAAGGGAGUGAUGCAGAUAGGCUGGGGUACAGCGCACUGUAAAUUUAGUCAAGAGAACGGAGUAGGUGACACGAUCAAUUCGUAUUCCUACGACGGCAACAGAGUGCGUAAAUGGAACGUAUCAACCCACAAAUACGGUGAGCCGUGGCUGUCAGGUGACAUAAUCGGUUGCGCCCUGGACCUGGACUCAGCCAAGAUCUCGUUCUACAGGAAUGGUCGAUCCCUGGGAACUGCCUUCGAGGGAAUAACAACAGGUGCUGGUGUUGCGUAUUUUCCGACAGUCUCUCUGGCAUUUACGGAGAAUCUCACGGCGAAUUUCGGCUCAACGCCAUUCAGAUACCCGAUCCCAGGGUACGAGACCCUGGAGGGAGCCCCAGAGGCGUCCCUCCGUCGCUCAAAACUCCUCGUCCUCUGGUUCGAACGUCUGAUCGGCCAGAUGAGCCUGGAGACGGCCCCUGAGGAAUCUCCACCCGAUCCCCCGUCGAUGUCCUCCAGAACGUACCUCUCAUGUCUGUCCAGGUCGAUUCUCCAGGAGCUGGGGCCGCUUCUGACAAUCCCCUACAUCAUAGAAUCAGUUUUUCUCCCCCUCGUCGACGAUCUCGAGCCCUCGAAGCUCCAGAUCUGUUUGGAUGUCCUCUGGACACACCUGGAGAGCCAUGAGAUGAAGGCCUGCCUCGAGGGCAGCGUCGUGUACCUAUUAUCAGCCUUCAGGCACGUGUCUCUGAGGCUCGAUUAUCCCGACCAGUGCAGGAGCCUUCGACUCUUGACGAGUCUCUGUCGUCAUCCACGAACAAGACAGUAUCUUCUCCAGAAUGUUCUCUUCGAUCGCGUCCGGUUCGCCAAUUUCAUUCACGUCAAGCCUCUGGAUGAGGCAGGUUUUGUCGACAUCGUCGAGAAGACCUGGUGGGAGACGACGCCACAAGAUCUCUCCGUCGAGGUCAAUAGACAAAGCUACACCGACGCCUGCGAGACAAUCAAGUCAGCCAUCGCCGAGGUAGAGGCCCUCCAGGUCGAUCUACUCAUCACUUUCCUCGAUAAUUCCGAUGGCACAUCAACCACCUCGUCCUCGAGGACAAUUUUCUUGAAGAAAUUCCGGAGAUUUGUCCAGGAGAACCUCAUCGCCAGCAGAACUCCCCUGCAGAUCACUGUCUGCUGCUUUCAUCGGUUACUCGUUGCCUUCCGGAUACUCUGGGAGAGGGAAGUCGGGAUAUCCCCGGUGUUCGUCCCCUGCAGGGUAUUCUAUGACUCCUCGAUAAAUUACUCGGACAUCGAUCGUCUCGGGGGCGUUUUAUCGUAUCUAAAUAAAACGUAUAAAAACGAGUUGAUCCACCACCUGGGGCCCGAUCACGAGGUGAUCCUCUCCCUGGAGAAAGCGACAGACACAAAUACCUUUGUCGGUGGUCCCGGAAGGGUCGGGGAGGUAUCUGUCGUGAUUCCAGGAACAACACGAAUCCUCAAUAUCAAUACCUCGACUCCAGGUGGUUCUCCCAUUAUCCUGGGUUACCCCACAUUCGUCGGUGAGGAUAAACCCCUGCCUGCGGGUUCUGCGGACUCUGCAGUGUCCCUGCUGGAACUCCUGGAGGACGUGAUACUGUUCUAUCACGCAGCUGCGAAGAAACAAAUAGCAAAAGUGGCGAAUCUGCGAGACAGCAUGAGCGAGUACGUCAGCGCGAUGUCCGAGGUGAAGGCCAGGCUCGACGCCCUGAAGAGGACGAAGGAUCCCGACGUCGGGGUUCAGACGGAAUUGCUCAGGACGAUUGCUGUAUUCAAUACAAAACUCUCGGAGCAAGCGAGACACAUGGCGUGGGUGAGGGCAGCUGUUUACUCCAGGGAGAAGCAGUCGCAGCUUGCAUGGCUGCUCAAUGUCGUCACCCUGACCCUGAAGAAGGCGAGUCUCGAGGGGAAUAUGUUCAGAUUUGUCCCGGAUUUCUACCUGGAGGCCCUGGCAGAUCUCUCGGUGGGACUGAAGAGCCACUUGCAUCCCACCGCACCCAUCGAGAAUAUCAGAGGAUACGAAGAAAUGCUUCGAGAGAUCGCCCAAUUUCUCUGCGAUCACUUCCUAGACCCCAGAAUUGUUCACGCCAUCGCCAAGGACACGCUGAUCCUCACCCUCGCUGGGUUCACCUCGAAUUCCCUGACUCUCAAGGCUCUCGAGGAAAUACCCAGAGAGUCUAGGAUAAAAUUCGUGACGAAUGUUCUCCGACCGUAUGAAAAUCGUGCCUGGGCCCAAUCCAAUUGGGUCCUUGUGAGAUUCUGGCAGGGACAUGGAUUUGCCUUUAGGUACGAGAAGAGUCCACACCUCGCGAGGAAGAUCGGCCCGAAGAUGCUCCAGCAGGAGUCUAUAUCCCAGCCGAUAAAACCCUGUCCCUCUGUCAUGUAUCAGAUGCACGUGAGGGACAUUCUGGUGGACAAUCCCAAGGCGACAACUCUCUUUUUAAAUUCACUUCUGAAUCAGAUGAACUGGGCCUUCUCCGAGUUCAUCAGCAUGGUCCAGGAGAUUCACAAUGUCUCCUCCAGACCGGAGAGAGUUUUCAUUGAGUCCAGACAGCUCAAGAUAUGCGCCACUUGUUUUGAUCUUGCUAUUUCCCUGUUGAGGGUAAUCGAAAUGAUUGCCAAUGUUGCACCGAGUAUUUUUGGUGAUGACACUCAAAGCUCCAGUGAGAAUCUCCUGGCAAGGCUAUGCCAGCUUCUCUGCCAGAUUCUAAAUAGAGUGAGCUCACAGACGAGUUGUUUCCAGCACGUCGUUCUCCUGGAGAUUCCCGACCUGGAGAGCAUCGAUCAUUUUCCCAUUUUGGCUGCUGUUACUGGAAUUCUUAUUGCCCUGUUGAGAGGUGAUAUGGCUGGGGACAAGGAUCCCGGGAAUAUCCCGAGGAUCACCAGGGCUUUGCUGACGGAACCGAGCUUUCAGAUGAGCUCUUUGUACUUUGUCCUCGGUGAAGACGAGUCCAAGAGGAAAAUCGAUAAGAAUGUCAAGACGUUUUCACUGGGUUCGUACGCGGGGGAUGUCAGUCUGGAGGAAAUUGACAGUGUCAAGGCCAUGUUGAUGUAUCUGGAGUCCAAACGAGUACUUCUACCGGACAAUCGACUCCUCAGCGAUGACGAUGAUACCUGCAUCAUCUGCUAUGCCUAUCCUAAUGGCGCCACUUUUAAACCCUGCAAUCAUAAAUCGUGCAGAGUAUGCAUUGAUCGACAUCUCUUGAACAGUCGGGAGUGCUUCUUCUGCAAGACCACGAUUACUCAGGUCUAUGACCUCAAUAAAACUCUCAUUCAUGAUUUCACUUCUAGUCUCGUUAGGUCGUCCUCUAGCUCGUCGUGAUAUCAGUGGAUUGGAAGAUUCAGGAAUGACAGGCGGAAGAACACGUGAGGUGGGGAAAUUAAAUUUAUCGUUGGUCAGACGAAUGUUUAACUGAAUUGUGAUGAAUAAAAAUGUUUUUGAGAAUUUAAAUCCAUCAUUUGAUUCUCUAUUGUUAUAAAUAUAAAA
Fopius arisanus is the source of this 3986-nucleotide messenger RNA. RefSeq names its product E3 ubiquitin-protein ligase RNF123. Gene Ontology annotation, cellular component: cytoplasm. The record is from RefSeq and is a predicted model, not a curated record. NCBI's taxonomy places the organism in Eukaryota, Metazoa, Arthropoda, Insecta, Hymenoptera, Braconidae. The transcript has 4 exons. Gene Ontology annotation, molecular function: ubiquitin-protein transferase activity; protein binding. Bases 186 to 3821 code for a protein of 1211 amino acids.